Molecule: messenger RNA, 740 nt
Organism: Hyaena hyaena (striped hyena)
Lineage: Eukaryota; Metazoa; Chordata; Mammalia; Carnivora; Hyaenidae
Product: paraneoplastic antigen Ma6F-like
Exons: 2
Source: RefSeq, a predicted model, not a curated record
UGCAGAGACUGCGACAGUCUGCGCACCCCUGUGCGAUCGCGCCCCCUCCCCCGCAAGUAUUCGCGACGGCACUGGCAAUGCUGCCUGACUGGUGCAGGUGGAUGGGCGUGGACGCGCACCAUUCGCAUUCGCUGCUCAUCCUGGGCAUUCCCGACGGCUGUGAGGACCAGGAAUUCCAGGAGGCCUUGCAGGCUGCCCUACGGCCCCUGGGCACACACCGAGUGCUGGGCAAGGUUUUCAGAAAGGAGCUCAGAUGCAGGGUCGCUUUGGUCGAGUUUGCUCACAAGUUUGCUCACUAUUUAAACCGAAGUUUGGCUUCCCGACAAAUACCAGGCAAGGGAGGGCCCUGGACUGUGGUCUUCCUGCCCCAGGCCCCAGAGUCAGAGUCACAGGAUAGACCCAGUUUCCCUGCACAGGCCCAGAGGCAAGCAGGGUUUGGCCAGGCAGGUGCGGCAGAAGCUGGGGGUGAAGCAGGAGCUGGGAGUGAGGCAAGAUCUGGGGGUGAGGCAGGAGCUGGGGUGAGGCAGGAGGAGGCCCCCAAGCGCUUCCCUGCCACUCAGGAAGAUGAAAAUGCUCCCACCUCUGCGGGCCCAGGUCAGGCAAGACCCUCAGAGGCGCCUGGGGGCCCCGGCCCUACCCAGAGGGGCAGCACUUCCAGGGAGGGCCCAGGAGGUCCUGGCUGUGAGCCAGAGGGCCUCGCUCAGGCAGGAGCCCAGGAGGCUGGGGAGCCCCUGGAGGAG